AUGACAUUUACAAAGAGUGAAAUAAACGACAUCAACCUGGGCCUCCUUGUGGAAGUGUGGAACAAAGGCGUCAUCUGGGACCGAGCUCUCGGUUACCACUACCUGCCGCUCACGUCUGUUGCUUAUGACGAGCAAGAGUGCGGAGGACGGUGGGUGGAAUUGGAGGCCCAGUUGAUGAUGCGCGGUGGUGCCGUGGUCGGGACAACUGGACCCACGGGCCAUGCGCUACUCCUCGACUGCAGAUUCGAACCGCCUUUUGACGCAGAAGGCACAGGCGGGGCGGAUCUGCAACGCAAACUGGACCUGCUCAAUGGUGCUCUGGACGCGGAACGCGCUGAGCAGGCUCGUCGGCAACUGCAGUACGUUGCGCACUCGGGUUACUCAGAGGACUCCGAUUACACGUCGGACCUCAAUUUUCCGGUCGGCCAGCACCCGAAUUGCAGCGCGUCGCAAUUUCGGAACGCAGCCCAUCAGAUGCAUACGCCACAGAGAUCUUUGGAGGCAUCAAGAGAGAACUCAUACGAACGAGAGGAGGAAUAUCACUUGCACGGCGAUACUGACCCGUUGUACUACAACAGUCAACCUAGAACUAAUAGGAUAGACACGUGGUCACAGUUACAUGCGCAAGCGAGUGUCGAAUCAGCAAUAUCAUGGCGAACAGCGGCGGAUUGGCAUUCAGCAGAAGAUCAAAGAAGGCCGAGUCUCGAGAGACAGAAUACUCUGUAUGACGACGGGAUGGGUUACGGCUAUGACCCUUAUACGACGGGUACGCACAUUAUGGACCACCCACAUUUAUCUCAUCAGCCGAGUUACGAGGAGUACUAUGACACAACAAGCUACCCGUACCCCUUUGAGCCUCCCAUAGCAAUGUGGGACGAGCGGUUUUUAUACCACGAGUGUACCCUCAACCCGAUCGAGUACGAGAACAUCAUCAAUAAACGUCGAUCUUCUGUUGUACAACUGCCGCAGAUGCCUCCCAAACAGUUACCACCUUCGUCCCGAUACUCAGACUACAAUGAAAUGGCGCCAUACAGACCGCGGCCGCGACGUACUGCGGCUAGUCUACCUGCGACGCCAUCUUCAACGCCGAAACGUAGUCGUGCCCUGCCUGUCCCUCCAGGCAGUGAUUCGGGUUGGGGCCGACGUGGGAGGCGGCUUCCAAGACCGCCUGCAACGCAGCGACAGCAACCCGUGCCACCAGCCUCUUAUACUAAUGUGCCUUACACACAAGAACCUGAGAGAAUACCGAAGGUGCCCAAUGUUAGUUAUGGUUAUGAAACUUAUGGGUACCAAAAAUAUCAAGACACUGCCAUUGAACACUAUCAGGAUAAUACUUAUACUACGAGUGAUGAAGAUGGAAUGCAGCCUUUCUUUAAUGAAACUCCGCAUGCGACACCCUCCGCAACAACAGGAAUAUAUUCACAAAAAACGACUUGGGGUGAAAGUGAUACGAGUGCACAGUUUUCAUAUACGGUAACGGAAGAUGACAAUAAAUACAUAUCGACAACCGCGCCUUCAAAAACAUAUUCACGGGUAGAACCGCCCGUUACGAAACAGGAGGUCCUUCGUGACACAACCUAUCAAACUUACGAGUCUCAGUAUAGCGAUCAGCAAUAUCAAAAAAGUGACACGCAAAAUAGUUUUCAUCAAGAUCAAAAUCAAUACCAUCAGAAUGAGGAAAGUCAAUAUCAUAAGGAUCACAAUCAGUUUAAUCAAGAAGCCCAAGAUAAAUACUAUCAUGAUGACCAGAAACCAUACGUUGAACAGAAACAUGAAACGCAGUACCAAGAUCAAUACAAUCAUCAAUAUUCGGAAGGUCACAGAAGAAGUUUGCCAUAUGAACAGGGUCCAUAUCAACAAGAAACAGGCGUUUAUGAUAAACAGCAGGAACAAUUUCACGAUCAUUAUCAACAACAACAAGAUCAGCAGCAGGAUGCAAUUUAUCAACAGCAAUAUCAACAAGAUCAACAGCUUGAACAGCAACAAUACGAACGGCAGUCAUAUGAGGCUCAACAACAAUAUGACAAGCAGCAACAAUUACAUGAACAACAACAACUGCAACAACAGCAACAGUUACAACAGCAGCAGUUACAGCAACAACAACAGCAGCAACAAAAACAACCCGCUCAACAAAUUCAAGCUUCAGUUCUUACAGGUGCAGCUACAUUGGGUUCUUUAAUGGCUGGAGGAGCUAAAAAACUAGGUAGCUUUUUUGGCGCCGCCGCUGCCGCAGUCGCUCCACCAGCUGUCAGUCAACCACAACCAGCCGCCACAACAGCACCAAUAAACCAGUUUGUGUCUGGUAUAACACCAGUUACAACAAUUACAUCGACUGCAGCGCCAGAAACAACUAUAAUACCAGAAGUUUCACAAAUUUCUAUUACAAAUGCCACGACCACAGCACCGUCAUUGCCACGAACUCCGUCUCUGAAAAGACAGGAAUCAAUACAGCGACCGUCGGUGAGAAGGACGCGGACAUUACCUGAAGCUCCAGACGAUUUCACGUCGAGUUUCGACGAAAGUGCCUACGAGGACGAGUACCAUAAGACUGAUUUAGAUCAAGUAGAGCGUGACAGAACUUCUUUGGAUAGGUAUCGUGAUGAAGAUAAUAUUGCUCAUGAUACGAUUCAUGAAGAUGUUAUUGAAGAAGAGCGUAAAAUUGAGGAAAUAGCCCCAAGUAUACAAAAAACUGCAUCGCCCACUCGGAAGGGUUCAGUUACGAGAAAACCUUCCGUUGAUAGUUACCAGAGUCAAACGCCUUCAAUACUUGAUCGAAAAACUUCACAAAGUUCAUUCGCAUCGCACCAAGAAGAAAAGCUAUCAAUAACGACUACACAAGAAGAAACGGCCGCAGAAAAAUCGAAAGUCACCUUCCAAGAUGAACGAACGACAUACCACGAAGUUCCAGAUGAAAACACAUUCCACGAACGACAGGAAUCCUUUGAUCAAGGCGGUGAAUUCCAAGACGACGAACAGUUCCAAGAUGAGGUUUACAGGGACGAGAAAUUCGAAGACCAAGAUCAAUUUCAGGAAACUGAUGAGCAGUAUGAAGAAGAAUUCCAAGAGCAGGAUAGGAGAAUGGAAGAACUGGAAAUAGAGCCGCAGCAACCGAAACUAACGCCGAAGCAGAGAUGGCACCGUGCCUACAACAAGAUUGUUAUGCAGCUCAACGUGAGUACUUUUAUAAUUAAGUGGCUAUCGAAACAGAUUUCCAUUCUUUAG
Leptosia nina is the source of this 3222-nucleotide messenger RNA. NCBI's taxonomy places the organism in Eukaryota, Metazoa, Arthropoda, Insecta, Lepidoptera, Pieridae. The record is from the annotation of a GenBank genome assembly.